AUGAGUUUUUUUUCUCUUGAUCGGACUUCAUCGACAGUCCCUGCCUCGGCAUCGACUUCCACAGUGCCUUGCUGGAGAACUAUCGAUCCGUCCCGUUUGACAUCGGCUACAUCGUUUUGGGAUUCUUACAUCAGCUUUUACUGGUUGAUGACUGCUGUGGGAGACGAGAAAAUUUCUUCUCAUUUUCAAGACUUCAGACAAGACCUCAUCCUCCUCCUUCGGCAAUGGAACGCCCUUUCCAGGGCCAACGCCACGGUUUUACCAUCUUUACCGGUCUUUGAGAAGGCUCUUGGUCGAAUCAGCAAGGCCGCAACAGCCGACAAAGCGCUGACUGCCUUUGGCUGCGUCAGCGAUGACUUGGAAACAGUCCUUAAAACAAUCCAUGAUCUGACCCAACACACUUCAGGACAAGCACGCGGUGACCUCGCCGAACGUCACAAUGCUCUGAUGCGUUUUCAGAAGCAUGUUGAACGCACCAAGAGUGACUUCGACAAACUGAUCAGCACCUCGAGCAACGAGAACAUUCUGUCGGACUCGUUGGAGAAUACCAAUCUCAUGAAAGGUGGAAACAUUGCAUCGCUUCAUCUCUUUUGUCAUGAGGAUGCUCUUGUGUACGAGUUCUUCGACGACGCUCAGCUUCAAAAAUCCAGCAAGUCGACUAAAAAUGAAGCUCAACGCAAGGUUGCUUUUGUGCGCGGGACAAUGGAGGUCGACAAAUGGUUGUUCCAACAGCCACCAACCAAUCGCUUUGAUGCAGCAUUUCUACUUUCCACGCUCCGGAGUGUUCACCCCUUUCCUGUAAGCCCCGACCGGAUUUGUCAAACGGAACCCUUGGCAGCCCGUUAUAAAGAGCUUAUUGAAUGCCUUUAUCGAGCCAUCCCGUUUCAAACCGACAACUCGACUGCGCGAAAGCCUUCCGCAGCCACCGCCAACCUCGUGUCAACGAGCACCGCUGCUUCGAGCACUCCUUCUGUCAAUGUUUUAAGCUCUAAUGUUGAUGCUUCGAGCACUGCCGUCAAAUCGACCACUUCUGCUUCCAACGCAUCGAGCUCGGCUGUGAAAUCGACCUCGCCAGCCUUCAAUGCGUCGAGCACUGCUGAGAAAUCGACCACUCCCAGAUUGUCCAGUGCGACUGCAACAGGCGUCCGCUCGUCUCCGACACUCACAGGCCUCGUCGACGCCGAGAUGGUCGCAUUGUCGCAUCUUGCACAGCAGAUCGACGCUGUUCCGCUUGAAAUUGUUGCGGUUGCGUGGGGUCGCUACCCUAAAUUGAACACUUUGUGA
Messenger RNA from Capsaspora owczarzaki ATCC 30864, 1284 nucleotides. RefSeq lists its product as hypothetical. The record is from RefSeq and is a predicted model, not a curated record. NCBI's taxonomy places the organism in Eukaryota, Filasterea, Ministeriida, Capsasporidae. The transcript is spliced from 2 exons. Bases 1 to 1284 code for a protein of 427 amino acids.